CGUUGCGAUCAGUCUGCGAUUGAACAGCGGUUCAGAAACACGCGCGUGUUCCAACUUAACUCGGCAAAAAGCAACGGUGCAAGUGCAAAGCAAUCAAAAUUGUAUGAGAACAAUUUUUUGUAUUGUUAUGAAUUAGAAUUUAUAUUUUUCGUUUUUGUUUUGGCAAACAAGUGGCAAGUGGCAAGUGUAUACAAUUUAUUGCAACAAUUCAUAGCUGGCAAAGUUUGGCGCAACACGCUGGCCAUAACGGCGCUUAUAUUUCGCUUUUGCCAACAAGCUGACGCAUUUUCAUUUCAUGCUUCUGGGUGUUUUCCAUGCACACACACAUACAUGCAUACACUAAUUUAUUGUGUUUAUAUAUAACUGUGUGUAUACACUUUGUUGAUGCCACUAUUAUUGCAACAGUUUGAAAACGAGUCGGACGUGUUUAUUCGCUGAUACGAUUCUUUGAGCCAGCAGUGCGCAUAUGAGCUAGCAAACAUAUUUGGAAGCACCUGCACAUGUACAAACGUACAUAUGUUUGUAUGUGCUUGUUUAUACAUAAUAUUUAAGCGCAACUCAGCGUGAUUUCGUGAAAUAGAGAGUUCAUUUAAAGAUCAUAAACCGCAAUAAACAUUGGACUGCCAAAAGUAGAAACGGCAUUGUGAUUAAACAGCUUUUAUUUAUUGUUUACGUUUUUAUUCAUCACAACGCUACGCAACGCCUUUGGCGAUUACUCAUAUCGUCCGCAAUUCUCGUUUUGCCUUUUAAUUUUGCAAAAGCAGCAUUCUGCGGUCACAUACAUACAUAUGCACAUACGUAUAUGCGAUAAUAAUUGUUGUGWGUUGCAAAGUGUACGGUAGGAAGUGUGGCGUAAAAAUUGAAAGUUAACUGUUCGUAAUCCGAAACUGAAACCAUAGAAGAGUGACUGGCUGUUCUUCCAUGCCGAAAAGCCACAGAAUAUUGCUAUAAUUUUUGGAUAUUAGCUUAUGUCCAUAUAAAGAGACAAACGCCAAGCCAAGCAGCCAGCUAGAAAGCAUAGAAUGAUACUAGYAAAACGAUCGUGGCAACAACAAGAACAAAACUAGCAGGCAACAGCCGGAGGGUGAAUAGAAUUCAGCUARAAUUGAAUGAAUAGCCGUGAGGGCGCAUGAAGGCGGCCAGUGGACAGACACAUGUGCACAUAUAUAUAUAUAAGUGCCGUUAAAUGAAGACAUAUACAAGCAAACGCAUAUUUGUAUAAAUYUAUGUUUAUAUAUGCGCAUAUAUGCAUUUAAGAACCGUUAUAUAAAUCAGUAGCGACAAGAGUCAAGUCGCAAGCGCCCCAAGCGGCAAGCGAAAGCAACGAAAUAACGGUUUUUCCACUUGCAGUCUAUUUUUACAGUUAUUGCUGCGAUAUCACCACUACUACUAGUUUCUGAAAGUCGCUGCUACCMCAGUCCCAUUACAAAAACAAUACGGCCAGGCUGCGCGACAACUAUCAGCAAGCGGCAACGUUGCACGGAAUUGGUCUGCUUAACAUCAAUUGUAACACUUGACGACACAAUAGACGCACGGCGGGUGGUGCAAAGCAACAACAACAAUAACURAAACAACAACGAAAACUAUACGAAAGAAAUAUAGGAAAGAGUUGUAGCAAGCAACAGCGACUGAGCAAAGUGCGGUGGCAGCAAGAAGGCAACACUGCUGAAUGUGCAACAUUGUGUGGCGCAAAGACAUUGCAAACACAUACAACAGCAGCUAAAACAACAAAAACAGCCACAAAACACGCAAGAAUUAUUGCGAGCCGCACGCAGUGGGAGAAUCGACUCAACUGCACACAUAUUGUUAACGUUUUUGUUGUUGUUUUAAGAGUGACAUAAACACUGGCGUAGCACAGUAAACUAGCAACAGCGCGCUUAUUCAUUUGGCGCGGCGAGCACAGGCGGCGACAAUAACGAAGCGGUAAAAGUGCGAUAACUGUAAAGCGACGCACACACCAGCGACACAAGUGACGCUGCAACAGUGCAGAAAAGUGUGUGUGACAGAAUUGCCUGGGUAGUAAGGAAAAUUGUAACUGUAAGAGGACAUGCAACGCAAGUGAAUUAAGCACGCACACGCAGGCGAACAUUUGCAGCAAAGUUGCAGAGGCAGCGCCGUAAACAGCAAAAAUACGAUAGCAAACAAGAAUACAAGCAAAAAAUCAACAACAACAACAACAACAGCAACAAAACAUUGCUCACAUUCCAGACGAACGCGUGCGCCAACGUGCAGCACGAACGAAGGUCGACUGGCAGCAGUUUUGAAGAGCAUUGAACGCAGCGCCGGCUGCUGGCUGCUGACAGCAAUAAACAUAACAACCGUUAUACGCGCAGCAGUAAAAAUAACAACUGUAAGCGAUACACGACGCAGUGUGCAAAUCAAACGCACAUCGAMACAAMAACCAUAUAUGCACAACUAAACAAGUGUUGCGUAUACGACACGGCGCACCGCGCAGCGCACGAGAGGCGCGUAGCAAACAGCGCAGCACUAGGGGCGCAAAAGACGUUGUGACGUAGACAAGAGUGAAGCACAGCGCGUGAUAGCGAUAGCAACAACACAAAAAAAAGGAUAAAAAAAAACAACAAAAAUAACGAUAACAACAACACACCGCCAGCAAAGAACAAAAGAAAAACAAAACGAAAAAAUAAAUAAAAUAAAAUAAAGCACAGUGAACUAGCGUGGAAAAAUCCGAAAUACGMGUAAACAAGCAACAACAAAGAGCACAGCAUAACAACAGCAACAACAACACACGCCAGCAGCAAAAUGGAUGCUGAAACGGAGGGUCUGCCACCCAAUAACACCAUAGUCGAGGUGACAAGCACCGAAACGGAUUUAGCUACGCGACGUCGUCUCUUCAAGACACAACCGUCAACAUUGGCUGCGCGACGACAGCAGGCGGUAUGCGUGCGGCGGGCGCAUAAAAUGUAUGGAAAUAGCAAAAAUCCGAAUGUCGUGUUGGAUGGCCUGAAUAUGACUGUUCCUAAGGGUUGCAUUUAUGGCCUCUUGGGCGCUUCCGGUUGCGGUAAGACUACACUACUUUCUUGCAUCGUGGGCAGACGCCGCUUGAACUCCGGUGAAAUAUGGGUGCUUGGUGGACGUCCAGGGUCUAGAGGUUCGGGUGUGCCUGGUCCACGUAUCGGCUACAUGCCUCAGGAAGUUGCACUCUAUGGCGAGUUCACGUUGCGCGAAACACUAAUCUACUUCGGCACGAUUGCGGCUAUGGCCCGCAACGAUAUCGAUGACCGCACGGAAUUUUUGUUGAAAUUUUUGAAUCUGCCAAAUGGUUCGCGGCAGGUGAAAAAUCUCAGCGGUGGCCAACAGCGACGCAUGAGUUUGGCCGUGGUCCUGUUGCACGAACCGGAAUUGCUGAUACUUGACGAGCCGACUGUGGGCGUUGAUCCAGUCUUGCGGCAAAGUAUCUGGGAUCAUCUGGUUGACAUCACAAAAACUGGGAAUACAACUGUGAUAAUUACAACACAUUACAUUGACGAGUGCGCUCAAGCACAUGUGAUCGGCCUUUUGCGUGGUGGUCGCAUGCUUGCCGAGGAGGCGCCCACAUUUUUGCGCCAACAAUACAAUGCCAGCUCAUUGGAGGAAGUCUUUCUGAAGUUGUCUGUCCUGCAGAAUAUGGGACGUCGACGSCGUUCGUCGAUUGCAAAGGAAAUCGUCGAACAAGUGCAAGUGCCAGCCAUUUCGAAUCCGGCUUUGGAUAUGUCUGAUGAGCAUAAUACCGCCGAUAUAUCGGGUGAAUUCGGUGAUAAUAUCUCGAUGAAUUCAGCAAUACGUGAUCCUAUUACGGCCGCUGAGAUGCCCGCUUCACCGCUACCAAGCGAUAAGGAGCCACCAGCAACGYUAAUGCAACACUUGGAUGUGAUAAGUUCGCAUCACAUGCGCGCCUUGGUGUGGAAAAACUAUCUGUGGAUGUUGCGUAAUGUGGGUAUAAUGAUGUUCAUAGUUGCCUUGCCGGUGGUGCAAAUUAUACUCUUCUGUUACGCGAUUGGUCACGAUCCCACCGGUCUCAAGUUGGCAGUGGCUAAUGGUGAGCUCUCCGAACAAAUGUCGAUCGAUCAAUUUUGUCCAGUUUUUCCGGGUUGCAAUCAAACGUAUYUGAGUUGCCGCUAUCUGGAUAUGCUGAAGAAGAAUAAGAGUAUGGAAGUGAAAUUUUUCCAAACCGAGGAAGCAGCCAAUGCUGAGGUACGACGCGGCAAUGCAUGGGGCUCAUUGGUUUUCGACAAGAACUAUACGAACUCAUUGAAUGAACGUGUUGAAAGCGGACGUUAUGCCGAUAAUGCUACCAUCGACUCUUCGGAUGUUAAUGUGCGCUUGGAUAUGUCAAAUCAACAAAUCUCCACGCUGCUCUAUCGUGAUCUACAAUACACCUUCUUCGAUUUCGUCGAAGACAUACUGCGCGAUUGCGAACUUAAUCCGAAAAUUGGCCGCAUACCCGUCGACUGGCAGAAACCGAUCUAUGGCACGCGCAAUCCGAAUUUCACCGAUUUCGCUGCACCCGGCGUCAUAUUAACCAUCAUAUUCUUCCUCUCCGUGGCGAUCACAUCGGGUGCCAUGCUGAUCGAACGUAACGAGGGCAUGUUGGAACGUUGCUUGGUGGCCGGCAUCACAGGCCCCGAAAUACUCUUCUCACAAGUACUCUCACAAUUCACCGUCGUCAUAUUACAAAUGACCUUCGUGCUAAUUGUCGGCUUCGGUUUCUUCGAUCUCACCAACGAGGGCAGCAUGUGGCUGGUGAUUGCGCUCUGCCUGCUCAACGGUUUAUGUGGCAUGUGUUUCGGUUUCGUUAUCGCCUGUGCCGUGGACACGGAGCGCACGGCUACCUACGUGGCAAUGGGCUCCUUCUUGCCAAUCGUUAUGUUGUGCGGCAUCAUUUGGCCCAUUGAGGGCAUGUAUCCAGCAUUGCAGUUCAUUACCGUAUUCUUGCCGUUAACCAAACCCACAGAGUGUCUACGUUCGAUAUUACAACGUGGUUGGGGUUUCUCUGAACCAUCUGUACAUAACGGUUUCAUAUCGAUAUCCCUCUGGGUCUUGGUCUUUUUGGUGUUGAGCAUAUUAUUCCUCAAAUUUAAGAAGGGCUAAAUAAGCGAACGGUCCUAGCAGGGUAUAUGUGUGRAGAGCGUGCGAGUGAGAGCGGUAGAGAGUGUGCGAGGAAGAGCGCGUGGCAUUCUACGUGUGUUUGUGGCGUGUGAAUGCGUUGUGAGAGCGUGUCUUAGCGCACGCGGUCGCGUAUUGCGGUAUUUUUUGGUUACAGGGUGGUAAAGUGUUAAUCAAAUUAUUUAAGUUAGUGAGCUAGAUUAGUUUUUCAUGUGUUGUGUUAACUUUUUGCUUCUCGUAAUAUAUAUUUUUAUGUACUUUUAUAUUUGUAGGUGCAGUUAGCAGUUUUAUAACAGUUAUUUUAUUUGGAUUUUAUYUACUGUGGCAAAAUUGCUUACGCCUGGCGCUCAGUGUUUGCUGUGAGUGCAGCGGUAAUGAGCGUUUUUAUAUAAAAUAUUUUUUCGAAAAGUUUUUUUAUUUUAAAUUUAAAUGCUAUGUUAUUAUUUUCUCCAAU
Messenger RNA from Bactrocera latifrons, 5560 nucleotides. It is a transcript of the gene osy, whose product is annotated as ABC transporter G family member 20. The record is from RefSeq and is a predicted model, not a curated record. The transcript is spliced from 11 exons. Lineage: Eukaryota; Metazoa; Arthropoda; Insecta; Diptera; Tephritidae. Bases 2764 to 5091 code for a protein of 775 amino acids. Gene Ontology annotation, molecular function: ATP hydrolysis activity; ATP binding; ABC-type transporter activity. Gene Ontology annotation, cellular component: membrane.